AUGGCGACGACAAGCACUACACCAACGAUAGCACAGGGCGGGACGAGUUCACGCAGCCGAAACACAGCGGACGAGGCUCCUGUAGACUCACCCCCAGUAUUCGAGGAUAAUGGGAUGAAUAUAAAUGAGAUGGGCUCGGCAGUGGAGAUAUUGGAACAGCUAGAUGGUCAGACGAUCCGUGGUGGUGACGAGACCACGACGGCUGACAUUCUCGUAGUAUUCAAGCGCUGGGAGAUAUGGGUAAUUGUUUACCUCACCUCGAUCGCCGCUCUCUUUUCCCCGCUCAGCGCCAAUAUUUACUUCCCUGCCAUACCCGUCAUCGCCCAAGCGUUCAACGAACCCGUCGAGCUCAUAAACGUCACCGUAACGGUGUACAUGAUCCUUCAGGGGACGUCACCGAUGGUAUGGGGGAGCUUGGCAGAUUGGAAAGGAUGCGGGAGAAGACCGAUAUACCUUGCGUGCUUGCUCCUUCUGUGCUUGAGCUGCGUGGGGCUCGCGUUGACACCGACGACAGACUAUUGGCUGCUUGUCUUCCUCCGAUGUGUCCAAGCGGCUGGAAGUGCGAGCUCUGUUGCCAUCAGUGCUGGCACAAUAAUGGACGUAGCCGCGCCACAUGAGCGCGGCACGAUGCUCGCGAUGUCUUCCAUCGGUGCACUUGUUGCCCCCUGUAUCGGACCCGUGAUCGGCGGCCUACUAGCAGGUAACCUCGGCUGGCGUUCCAUCUUCUGGUUUCUCUGCAUCUGCUCUGGCGUCGUACUUUUGCUCGAAGCACUGUUUCUCCCUGAAACCCUCCGGACGAUCACGGGUGAUGGUAGUGUGCCGGCGCAGAAGUGGAACCGGCCAUUUAUUCCGGUGCUUUUGAGGGAUGUGCAAGAUGAAGGGAAGAGUCCCGACGCGGUCAGGGGGAGGAAUAACCCCAUCGAGAUUAUCAAGAGUUUUAGAAAUAUCGACCUUUGUAUCAUUCUCUGGUCAAACGCGGUUCCAUAUUCAGUGCUCUACGGCAUCCUCACGACCAUGUCACCCACCUUCUUGGCUGUCAUGCCCUCACUAACGGAAAUCGAUCUCGGCCUAUGCUACCUCUCCAUCGGUGCGGGCGGAAUUGCCGGUGCCCUCGGCAGCGGAAAGCUGGUCGAUUGGGACUUUCGAAGAGCCAAGAAGCUUGCAUUACAAAAGCAAGGGAUGAGGACCGAAGACGCCGCAGAGAAGGCGACCGAUAUAAAGGGAUCGAGCAAGUACGAGGGGAUAGAGUGUAUCGAGCGGACGCGAUUGAGGCUUAGCCCAGCGUACUGGGCUAGUUUCGUGGUGAUCGUGAUCGGAUACGGAUGGGCAGCGGAGAGGAAGGUGCAUAUUGCUUGCUUGUUGAUAUUGCAGUUCCUUGCCAUGUUCCAAGUGACUGCGAUAUUCACCCUCAACCAGACGUUGCUAAUGGACCUCUUUCCCGGACGCGGUGCCUCCGUCACGGCAUCGAACAACGUCGUCCGUUGUCUUACGGGUGCCGUACUCGUCUCUAUCGUGGAUUACAUCAUCAACGGUGUCGGGGUCGGAUGGACGUUCACAAUCCUCGGGGCGUGUCAUGCUGGAGAUGGCUUGGGGACCGAGAUGGAGGGAGAGGAGAGCGGUUAG
Messenger RNA from Dacryopinax primogenitus, 1623 nucleotides. RefSeq names its product MFS general substrate transporter. The transcript has 6 exons. Gene Ontology annotation, molecular function: transmembrane transporter activity. The coding region runs from base 1 to 1623 and encodes 540 amino acids. Lineage: Eukaryota; Fungi; Basidiomycota; Dacrymycetes; Dacrymycetales; Dacrymycetaceae. The record is from RefSeq and is a predicted model, not a curated record. Gene Ontology annotation, biological process: transmembrane transport.